UAAAAGGUAUCAAAGCACGCAGCGCAUACAAUAAAGGUUUUCCGGAAAAGAGAACGGUAAAUUUAUUCGGUGAAUAGUGAAAACCCAACGAUUGUUGCGAUAAAAGAGCAAUACUGACGCGAAAGUUGUAGAACGGAUGUUAAAAUUGUUAAUCCGUUAACGCAGUGAGUAGCUUUACGGCGGGCCACAACAGCUUGAUAUCGACAGACGGAAAAUAGCGCAGGAAAAACGAUGUAAAUAAUGGUCUCCAACAAGGCCCCGAUUAACGAAGGAAACAAACGCGUAGGCAAUCAAAUGGCUAAUCGGCAGCGAUUCAAACAGGGCAUGAACAAGCCGUACAAUCCAAUGAACAACAUGCGAAGCAUGAGCGUGAUGUUCAACGCGAAUCAACUAGGCGACGAUCCCGGCUUUGUGGAUUUCAAUGAUGAUUCAGUUACAUCCAACGCAAAUGGUACGGGUAACAAUGCCGGUGGACCAAAACCAUCCGUCUCGAGUGUGUUGGAUGGUGGAAACAAAAACGGGCCCUUCGCCAACGGUAAUCGACGAAUGAAUCCCCCGAUGAAGCGUUCGAUGAAGAAUGGAGCACCAGGCAUGAGGAAUCGCAUGAAUGGUGGAGUGAACGGAAUGCCUAGCUGGGGUCACCAAAUGCCUCCGCCAAAUAUGUUUCCUGGUCCACCGGCAGCCGGUCGGCGAGGACAUAUGAAUCCGCCACCGAUACCACCACCAGUUCCGCCAGCCCAUUUCCGCAACGGUCCGGGAAUGCGCAUGAGAGGACCACAGGGUGGAAGAUACGGCACCGGUCAUCCUGGGCCGAUGUCGCUAUUGUCGAUGAACAGAACACUACCUCCUCCGAUACCACCCAUGGCCGGUCGGUCGAUGCCCCCACCACCACCCGGUAUGGGAAGAAUGAUGCCACCGCCUCUACGCCAUGGUUUAGACGGACCGAUGCGUCGCAAUAUGAACGGAAAUAUGCAUGCACGUGGUGUGGGUGGUAAGAUGGGGCCAUUCCUACGCAACGGUAUGGCACCGAAUGGUGGUGCGAUAGGAUUGAAUGGAAAGCGAACUCGAGCAAGACCGGCACAGCACCAGAGCAGAGAAGAAUACCCACUGGACAAACCGUGGGUCACGCAGGGCAUUAAAGCAGAGCAUGAUAAGAAAGCAGAGCUCGCAAAUCGCCUGAAAGGACACCGGGAUGAUGUGCUGUUUGCACAGUUCAAAGAGCAGCGGGAUAAGUUUGUCAAAAUGUAUGAAGCAGCACGCCUGGAAUACAUUGGAAAGCACCCCGAACAGGAUGUAGAUAAAAUAUUAACAGCGCCGGCUUGUAAAAAAGCCCGUAUCGAAAAUGUAGAAAAAGCAAACGCUGCGACAGAGAAUACCGCUAAAACCGAUGGAACAGUUAGCAGCAGUGCUCCGGUUGCUACUGCCACAACUGUCCUUUCCACUGAUUCUACUGAACCGACGAAAUGUGACACAAACGGUAGUACCAAUGCAGAUGCAGAUGUCAGUUGCACUGUUACGAACAAUACGAAUUCUACAUCCUCUACUACCACUACUGCUACUAUCGAUACCAAUGAUACCAUUGAAAUCACAUCUGCUACUGCUAACCAGGAACAAUUGUCAGCAGAGACAGAGUUAAGUUCUGCGGCCGCUAGAAUUGAACCUGCUGUACCCGUUUAGUAAUCCAGUGUGUAUUUUUUGUUUUAGUGAAUAGAGAGAACAGAUGAAAUGAUCCGUUUUUGCGAUUAAUGAAGAAACGAUCCAUCUAGAGACUACAUAACUAAAAACUUAUCAAACUCGUAAAAAAAUCGCUUUCCAUCGUUGUUGAUGAAUCGCAAAGUAUAACAUCAUGCGUAGUGUAGGACAUGCUGAGUAUGUAAAAAGGACAGAGCAGAGUGUUAGCGUUUAAUGAUCUUUUUGCAUAAUGAUGUUUUGUUCUCCCUCAAUUAUACUCGUUAGACUGAACGCCAAAAACCCAAACGAAGGAUUAAAAUGAGCAUUUCAAUGAUGAGUAAUUUUCAACAAACCUCCGUUUUUGUAUCGAAUGUAACGUUACACAGAUAAUCUAAACUGCAGAGAUAAUCUUUUACACAUAUAUUGUUACACGCGUUACACUAUUUAGCAUCAUACGCGAGGAGAAGAAAACAAUACAAACCUAUUGAAACUAUGUCUGUUUGCAAUAACAAUACAUCAUAUAGAAAAAAUAGAUCCCACCAAAUAAAUCAGCAAACUGUUUAACGAUUUACCAGAAGGCAGAAGUCUAUGAAAUGUACUGUAAAACAAUAGCUAGCUUCUGUUAAACCGAACAUCGCACCGCAUGCAAUAUAAUCGUGGUACUGGUGUGAAGAUGUAUCCUUUACGACUAUUACUAAGUAAUACGAAUUUUAAUCUAAAACGAAAAGAAAAUCUUUAAAGCAAACACAGUAGUAUUCAGAAGUCGUCAGAAUUGCUUGUAAUGGAAUUGGAAAUUAGUAUAUGAAAACGUACACGGAACAAAUUAGCGGCAAAACUGAUAAAAUAUUUCUAAUCUUUCGAGGGCUGCUGAUUUGGAGCGGUUUUGUAGUAGUAAAUAUAAUAUAUCGAGAAAAAUUACACCGUUCACAGCCACUGUCGGCGUGAUUUGUAAUUGAAGGUUGGUGAUAAGCGAUCGAGUAUCGAGAAUUAGUAAAAUUUCACGUGCGAUAUAUAUGAUCAUGAUCAAACUAUCCGCUAGCCAAUAUAUAAGAGAAGUACAGAUCCAUGUACCCGACUGAACUUAAAAAAACAGAACCUCUGUCAUGCACUAUUGUCUAUAAUGCUACUGCUGCUGCUACAUAGAAUCCUACAAUGUAUGGUGGAGUUAUAGCAGCAAUAAGUGUACGAAUCAUGCAUUUCAUUUGAGUACUCCAUUAACCUAUUACAUCCCAGAGGUACGAAAUCUUCAUUCAAAUGGCUUGAAAGUUGAUAGUCUGAGUCUGAAACGAGUCCAAAUUAGGUUAGGACAUUUUUAUUUCACCGUCUUCAGAACUCGCGAUGUCUGAAGAACAAAAAUUUUUAUUUUCUUUGGACAUUUUUUUUCAUAAAUGUAUUGUAACCCCUGGCAAACAUUGUUUUCACAUAAAUUGUAGCAAUAUAGAUUCUGUUAAAAUGCCAAACUGUGAAAUAUUAGUUGCACACUUUUCCAACUUAAUUUUUUCCGAACUUUGGACACUACUUAAACGACCAAAAUUAAUCUAUUAUUGUAGCUGGUAUUAAAGGUACUCUUCAAUUAUCAUCUGAUACCAUUAAAAACAAGCUAGACACUUCGGUUUCAUAAACACAGAUGUUUAUAACAGAGUAUUUUGACGAAUGAAAUUUCAUACGCUGGGAUGUGUGAUUGGUUAACUUUGCGCAAAACGCUAACGAUAUAGGUAAAGUUUCACUCAUACAAGUAGCAGCUUCAGCUGGAGAGCGAGUAACGGAUAAAAUAUUUCAAAUGUUGUAUCAAUUGACCAUAACAAAGAGUAACAAAAUUAAACGGUGAACGUUGCAUAUGUUCAUAUUGCUUUUCACUAUCGUUACUGUUUUCAAGAAAAUUAUGUGAAGGUUAUAUUAAGCGUUAAGCUCCACAUAUAUUUUAGGCAUUUCUUUGCAAGAUAUUCCCAUUACAUUGGUUUAUUUGAAAAAAGCUCUAAAUAUCAUGAUUGAAUAGGAUCUACAGAUAAAAUCAUUGAGUGCUUAACGUGUAGACAGCUUCGCUUUAUCAUUUUUGUGCCUUUAUUAUGUAUCUUUCCCGUGUCUGUUUAACUGUCUUAAGAUUGUAUUACAUUGUAUUUCAUGUAUCAAUAGCAAUAGUCCGAAUAAGUCCGGAAAGCUUGGCAUUUUAAUGAUGAGUUAAAGUUAUAUGUAUGAUUGAAUCGCAGUUUUUUAAAUGAACUUUUGAAAUUGAUGGUAAUUGUUUUUUAGUGUACAUGUGGCCACGUUUUAUGUAACGCUGUAUAACAAAUACCGCGUUUUGUAUAUUAUUUCCUAUUCAUAAAAGAGCCAUCGUUGUGCAGUUUUAUCAUCUUACGUUGUAUAUUUUAUUUUAAUAUAGUUUUCCAUAACGCUUCCACAUUAAUUGGUCUGUUUACCGUAUGUGCACGUAACGCGACACACCGUUGCUGUAUCUUCUCAGGAUUGCAUUUACGUUACUUAUUUAUGAUAAUUUAUUAUGAAAUAGCAGACCAACAACAAGUAAUGGAUGUGUAAAAAAGUGUUUGAACCCCUAACAAUCCAGCCUGAUAUUGUUCUACUAGCAAACAACCCCUACACACAACAAUCAUAUACAC
Messenger RNA from Anopheles moucheti, 4286 nucleotides. RefSeq names its product DNA-binding protein K10 (gene fs(1)K10). The transcript has 2 exons. The coding region runs from base 241 to 1677 and encodes 478 amino acids. Lineage: Eukaryota; Metazoa; Arthropoda; Insecta; Diptera; Culicidae. The record is from RefSeq and is a predicted model, not a curated record.